Drosophila rhopaloa is the source of this 527-nucleotide messenger RNA. RefSeq lists its product as uncharacterized. The transcript has 2 exons. The coding region runs from base 67 to 318 and encodes 83 amino acids. Lineage: Eukaryota; Metazoa; Arthropoda; Insecta; Diptera; Drosophilidae. The record is from RefSeq and is a predicted model, not a curated record.
GUCCGACUUAAACACAAGUGUGAUAUCUAACAAGUUAAAGUUUGAUUUUUAAAAGAAUAUUUCAAGAUGUUCCGCAUUAUCGCUGUGAUCUUUGCUCUGUUCGCGAUGGCCUUUGCUGCUCCUGGUUACAUUGAGCCCUCUUACGGAGUGGUUCCUGUGGCUCAUGUGGUGCCCGUGGUGAAGCACAUUCCGGUGGUGAAGCAGGUUCCAGUGGUGCACCAUGUUCCCGUCGUGAAGCAUGUCCCAGUGGUUCAGCAUGUCCCCGUUCUGAAUUCCUAUGCCGUCCCCACCUACGGACACCAGAUCUACCACGGUUAGAUUUGAGAAAAAGCACCAAUGAUAUCGACCCGGAAUGAAUAAACUAAAUUAACAGGAAAACCUCGUGUGUAUUUAAUUUAAAAAAAGUUUAAAACAACUCACAGAAAUCGAUUUUAUUUAGGAGUUAUAAAAAACUUUCUUGAAGCCUUCUUAUGCAAUUCUCAUUAAGUACAGCCAAACCAAUAAAGACAGGCUAUAAAUAUUUUUAA